AUGGAGAGUGUUUUUCAAGACCCAGUGAACGGGAAUUCUUUCAAUGGUAUUCCCAAUUAUACCGAACAUCAACAAACCCAAAAUCAAUUCAAUUUCAAUAGUGACUUAAUCAUUUCUAGAGUUGAUGAAGAUUACAAGAAUGAUAAUGCAUCUCUAAUGUCUUCUUUAAAUGAAGUUAAUAAUCAAAAUCAGAAUCAUGGUAAUAAUAAUGAAUUGAAUUUUGAUAAAUUAUUUGAAUUUAAUUUAAAUAAUAAUAAUAAUAACAAUAAUAAUAUGGAUGAUAGUUUAUCAAGAUUACAAAGUUAUCAAGAUAAUGAAGAUAUGAAUAUGAAUACUGAAUUUGAUAAUGACUUAAGUUUAAUCAAUACAAAUAAUACUUUGGUUAGUAAUACUCAUAAUAUCAAUAAUACUAAUGAUUUUAAUCAAUGGAAUUCAACUUCUUUUUCAAAUAAUCAUCCAAAUUUAUCUGAUUAUUAUAAUAAUAAUAAAGAAUUAAAUGAUUUUGCUUGGGAUUUUAAUUUUGAUUCAUCAAGUUUAGGUAAUUUCCAUAAUGAUAGUACAACUUUAGGUUCAUCAUCAAGAGAAUCUCAUGAAUUUUUUGAAAAUUUACAAAAUAUGGGUAUAAAUGAUAUUGAAGAUUCUGAUCAAACUAAAAAAUCAAGAUUUACAUCAUCAAUAUCAAAUUCAAUUAGUUCAAUUUUUAGAAAUUCUUCAAAUAAUCGUUUUAAUUUAAGAGUUAUAAACCCACUUUCAACUCAUAGAGAUCCAAAAGUUUUAGUUAAAACUUUACCAAAUUUAGUUGAAGAUGUUGAAAAUAUCCCAAUUGAAGAUUCUUUAAAUGAUGAAGAUUCAAAUAUUGAAACUAUUGAACCAAAAAAGAAAAAAUGUGUUAAAAAUUCUCAUAUAAAGAAUUGUAAUUGUACUACUAAACCAAAAAAAACCAAAUCAAGUUUAGUUAGUACUUUAACAAAUGGCCGUAUUGGUGGUGAUAAAUCAGAGCCUGAAAUCAAACAAGAAAAUGAUGAUGAACUCAUUGCACAAAUUCCUGAAUUAAAUUUAGAUAUUAUUCCAGAAAUUGAUAUUGAACAACAAGAAAAUGUUCAAAUUCCUAUGGAUUUAAAAUUUAAUCAUGAUGUAACAAGUACAGUUUCAUUAUCAACAAAUAAUUCAAAUUUUGAUAAUGAUUCUUCAUCAUCACACUUAAAAUUUGAAAAUGAUGAUGAAGAAACUGAAAUUAAAAAGGAAAAUAAUUCACCAGAUUAUGCUGCUUUAUUUUCUGAUGUUAAUACAAAUAAUAAAAAACGUUCAAAAUCAAUAUCUUUCAAAAGAAUGACUUCUUUAACUUCAAUGAAUUCAAGUUCAAAUAAUAAUAACAAUAAUACUAAUAAUAAUAACACACCUCCAUUACCAACAUUACCAGAAGGUGACAUAAUUCCUCAACCACCAGCAGAUUAUCAACCACCAGUAAAUGAACCAGCAAGAAGAGGUCGUAAACCUUCAUUAGCUUAUGAUGCAACAAAACAAUUUGUUUGUACGUAUUGUCAAAGAAGAUUUAGAAGACAAGAACAUUUAAAAAGACAUUUUAGAUCUUUACAUACAAAUGAAAAACCAUUUAAUUGUGAUUUAUGUGGUAAAAAAUUUUCAAGAAGUGAUAAUUUAGCUCAACAUAUUAAAACUCAUAAUAAUGAAAAUGAAGAAAUUAAAGAUAUUGAAAUUGAUGUUUAA
Molecule: messenger RNA, 1725 nt
Organism: Hansenula ciferrii
Lineage: Eukaryota; Fungi; Ascomycota; Saccharomycetes; Phaffomycetales; Wickerhamomycetaceae
Product: C2H2-type zinc finger protein
Exons: 1
Coding region: 1-1725 (574 amino acids)
Biological process (GO): regulation of transcription by RNA polymerase II
Cellular component (GO): chromatin
Molecular function (GO): RNA polymerase II cis-regulatory region sequence-specific DNA binding; DNA-binding transcription factor activity, RNA polymerase II-specific
Source: RefSeq, a predicted model, not a curated record